Messenger RNA from Anoplophora glabripennis (Asian longhorned beetle), 10526 nucleotides. RefSeq names its product WD repeat and FYVE domain-containing protein 3 (gene bchs). The transcript has 34 exons. The record is from RefSeq and is a predicted model, not a curated record. Bases 137 to 10372 code for a protein of 3411 amino acids. Gene Ontology annotation, molecular function: metal ion binding; protein binding. Lineage: Eukaryota; Metazoa; Arthropoda; Insecta; Coleoptera; Cerambycidae.
ACUUGCGUUAGCAGUUUCGUAUUUGUGUUAGAUGUGAGUACGGUGUCAGCUGUUUUAUAAACUAAAUGGGCGUAUUUAGAACAAAACAGGGAUGUACAAUCACCAUAUAAUAAUCAGGUGCAAAUAAGCCCUGGACAUGAAUAUUAUGAGGAAAUUAAGAGGUGGGGUUGCUAAUGCAUCCUCCGCCUCUUCUUCCGAUUUCUCUGACACAGCCCCUUCAUCGCCACAUACUCAGCUAGGUUUAAUGCAUCUGAAAAAACUCUUUUCGGAAUACACUCAUCCACCUCACCCCUUAACUGAUCAAGAGAGGGAUGACAAAUUAUACAACAUGCUUCCUCUUUUCUGUAAAGUUUUUGGGUCAAGUCCUACUUGCGAUAUGAAUGAAAAAUUUUGGGACAUCCUCGCUUUCUGUCAUCAAGUAUCCUUGUUGAUGGUGUCAGAAAUUAGAAAAAGAGCUUCAAAUCAGAGUACUGAAGCGGCAAGUUGUGCUAUAGCAAAAUUUCUUGAAAUUGAAAAUUGUGAGGAAUCGAGCAAUGGAUGGAUGUUACUGUCAACUUUAAAUUUGUUAGCAUCGGGUGAUUCUACAUUAGUCCAGGUCAUGUCAGAAGUAUCUGUUCCAUCGACUCUAGUCAAAUGCUUGUAUCUCUUUUUUGACUUGCCUGAACUAUCGGAGAAAGAAGCAAAUAGUAAAGAUUCUACCAGCGAUUUCACUCCUCGUGAAAGGCGAAUUCUUUUGCAAAAGAUAUUUGUUCAAGUUUUGGUACGAUUAUGUAGUCAUAGAAUUCCAGCAGAAGAAUUAGCAAGAAAAGAUGAUCUUACCUUAUUGUUUUCUGCUAUUACCUCUUGGUGUCCACCUCAUAAUAUUAUGUGGCGAAAAAGUGCAGCAGAAGUAUUAAUGACAUUAUCACGACACGGCCUAACUCCUCCUGUUGUUGGAUAUAUCCACUCGAAAUCGUGUGUAUCAUUAUGUAUAGAAAAUAUGAAAAAAAUACCAGAACUGGCACCAUUGGAGUUGGUUGAAAUGUUUGUAACUGUAUUUUGCUUUCUAAAGGACUCUAGCGAAGUUUCAUCAACAUUGCUAGAUGACUUUAGGCAAGCCCAAGGUUAUCCAUUUUUAUCAGAUUUUUUGUUGAAACUAGAAAGUGAAAAAUCUAAUGAAGCGCAGGAGUCAAUAAGAAAUUUAGUUCUAAUGGUUACAUCUUUAUGCAUGUGUGGUUAUAUAGAGUUAAAACCAUCACAAGCCUCAACUGGAUCAUUAUUUCAGAUGCAAGGUUUUAUUUUACCCCAACCAUCUGGUCGAGGCACAAGUAUUAGGAAUAUCCAAGCAUUUCAUGUUCUUCAGAGCACUUUUCUAAAAUCUAAUUCAGCUCUCUUAUGUUCCACUAUAUUAGAUGCUAUUUCUAGCAUUUACCAUUCUGACAAUGCCAAUUAUUUCAUCCUAGAAAACCAGAAUACCUUAAGCCAGUUCACUGAAAAAAUCCAUCAUAAACCAGCAGAAAUUCAACAGAAACUCUUUGAAUUAAUUGAAUUUCUCGUUUAUCAAUUGAACUUUGUACCAUGCAAGGAACUAAUAUCGAUGUCAAUUUUUCUUAAAACCCAUAGUUUAAAUUAUGUAGACUGCAGUAUUUUAUGUAUGCAAACCUUAUUGAACAUCUUGAAACACAAUAUAAUUUUUAAAGACGUUUAUAGAGAAGUAGGAAUGUUAGAAGUAUUCGUCACGUGUUUAAAUAGAUACUCCAAUAUAUUGGAGGAAAAAAAGAUAUUUCAAAAUAAAGGAAAAGAUUACAAGCUUCCAGUAGGACAAGAAAAAUUAGGUGGACUGGUAGUAGAAGCUCUAACGAUAUUAUUGGCCAGUAAUGGAGCAAACGCUAAUGUAUUAAGGGAAUGUGGAGGAGCUAAAUGUGUUCAUGGAUUGGUUCAGUACAUAGAAUGCCGAUAUGCGGUUUUAGGUAUAAUUAAAGAAUUGGUACUAACUACCGGAGGAGAUGAUGACAUGGCACAGCUUCUAACCACCCUUCAUUCUGCACCAAGAACUGACCUUCAGUUAAAGAUGGAUAUAUUAGAAGCUUUAAAGUUAUGUUUGAAGGAAUCUCACAGAACUAGAACAGUAUUUAGAAAGGUUAAUGGAUUUGUGUACGUCACAAGUGUAUUAGUAGCAUUAGAAGGAAGAUUAUCUAAAAAGGAAAAUAAUUCGGAAGUAUUAUAUUUAUUAUGUUUGGUUUUUCAAACGAUCUGCACUGCGAUGAGGUUUGAACCGGCCAAUGCAAAGUUUUUCUACCAUGAAAUUUGCAAAACUAGUCUUUGCGAUACUUUACUACUGUUAGGAUGUUUCACGUCUGAAAAAAUGAAUGUCUUAACUGAAGUUGAAAUAGAAAUGAACAACAACAACCAGAAUUUAUAUCAUAAUAUAUUUGUUGGUUCUACAACAAAUCCUGUCAUUCCUGAUAAAUUACCCGCAUCAUUAGCAUAUAUCGCAGUGAUUUAUAGAUUACUGUAUGACUUAGCUUUAGACUUAUUUGAUAAACCAAAUGUUAAUUCUAACAUAUUUUCCAUAAAAUCACCACCAUUGUCUCGAGAGUCAAGUAUUCAGGGCGAAAACUAUAAUGGAAAAAGGUCAAAUGUCAAUUCCUUGAACUUAAACCCUCCAGCGCCUGAUCCAAUUAUAGUUCAUCCUGGGGUUGUCGUUUGUAUGUUGCAAUUAUUACCAUGCAUUAAAAGCGAACAAAUUGGAAGUUACUUAAGUUUGCAACUAUUUAUUUCUGAAAUCAUAAAAUCACUUGUAAGAAGUGAACGUAACCAACAAGUAAUGUGUGACAAAGGAUUCGCCGGCUACAUUCUUUCUAUAGGAUCAUCCCCUUUGCAAAAUGAAGAUCAUCCUUUGCAUGGUCCCUUACAAUACAUGUUAGAAAGACUAGCAGCUCAAGCUGUAGAACCGACAGACCUAAGACAGUUUUUAAGACUCGGAAAUCCACUUUGUUGUCUGCCACUUGGUUCUAAAGAACCAGGAGGAGGUCCAGUUCCUCUCACAAGAAUAAAAACUUUAGUCUCAAUGACUACUCCAAAAGACUUCAGAGCCCAGUCAUCGUAUACACUACCACCAUUUGUUGAAUUCGACAUGUCAGCCGAAGGUUUUGGUUCUCUUUACUUACCGAGCAUUGCGCCACAAUCACCCUCUGCUCCUAGUGUUGUCUCAGCAGUUGACAGCAGCAUUUUAGGAGGUAUAGGAGCAGGGGACAGAAUAUUUCCUCCACAGACAGGUUUAAGCUAUUCAACUUGGAUAUGUGUCGACAAGUUUUCUGAUCCUCGAUCUGAUCCCCACUGUGUGAGAUUAUUAACUUUACUCCGAAACUUCAAUGGCAUCCGUGAAGAUCAUUUGGUUUGCUUGUCCAUUGUUUUGUCAGCAAGAGACAAAGCUAUUAUUGUAUCUACGCAAGAAACUCACAUUCCAAAUCAUAUUGGAGACUGGGAGCCUGAAGGCUCAGGGGAGCAUGGAGCUAGGGUGUGGUGUCCAGACAUUCUUCAAGAAGGCCAGUGGCAUCAUUUAGUUGUCGUUUUGAACAGAGCAGUAUUAAAAAAUUCUUCAUUUUCUUUAUACCUAGAUGGUCAGCAAAUUCAUGCGCAGAAAAUGCAUUAUAUUUCUCAAAACCCAGGUGGAGGUUCAGCAAAUUUAACAAUUGCGACGUCUGUGUAUGGGUUUAUAGGGACUCCACCAGCUUGGAGAAGAUAUUCACGUCUGUGCUGGAAACAAGGGCCUUGUCACCUGUUUGAGGAGGUACUGACGCCAUCGACAGUUUCUCAAAUGUACCACUUGGGCCCCCACUAUAUGGGUUCAUUUUUAGCACCCAAUUUGAACAGUCCAGAAGCAACUCAACUAGUAACAGAAGAAAAAGUUGUAUUUGGCUUGAACGCAAAAGCUGUGUCACAAUUAACACUAAACAAAAUCAGGAAGGUCUAUAGCAGAACCGAUAAUAAGUCAAUUGCAAAACAGUUAGGAAUGUCUAGUCAUGAAAAUGCCACUCCAAUUAGAAUCUUGCAUAAUUCUGCAGGACAUUUGGCUGGAUCUGCAAGGACUUUGGGAGGGGUAGUUAUAGGAUAUUUAGGCGUAAGAGUGUUUUGCCCUCGACCGGUGGCUACUACAAUAGAUACAGUAGGUGGUUGCUCGGUUCUUUUAGGACUUAUUGCUAUGGCACAAGAUGUUGAAAGUUUGUAUGCUGGUGUUAAAGCUUUAGUUUGUGUUGUACGGAGCAAUAAAGUGUGUCAGGCAGAAAUGGAUAGAAAAAGAGGUUAUCAGACAUUGGCGAUGUUACUUAGGAGAAAACGGACGUUACUAAAUUCUCACAUACUUCAUCUAGCAUUUAGUCUUGUCGGAACAGUCGAUAGUGGGAGAGAAUCAUCAGCUAUACCUAAUCGAACAGCUUUUCAAGAUCUUUUAUGUGACUUGGAAGUUUGGCAUGAAGCUCCUGGAGAACUGUUGAGAUCACACUUAGAACAUCUUUAUGAGUUGGCAGCUGAAUCUAAUGAGAAACGUAACAACACGUGGAUAAUGCGGGACCUGCAAUUAGUUGAAAAACUUUUACAUAUUACCCCCGAUGUUAAGCAUCCAGCUACAAGACAAGUAUUAUUUUCUUUAUUGGGUAUAUUAUUAAGUGGGCAACCAAGACAAAACGAUCUGUUAUUAUUUGGCCAAUUUAUUGCAUCUACUCUACCUCAGUCGUCCACGCCUUCAGAAAAAAUUUUGGAGUUGCGAGAAACCGAGUCCGAGAAGGAAGGCGAGGGGGAAAAUAUUCUCCUGAGAAACAGAUGUUUAGGACUUUUACAUAAUUUGGUAUUUGCAAGUAGGAAUCAAAUCGGUGAAGAAAUUGCUCGGACAUUAGGGUUUGAUUGGUUAUUACUUUUCAUGCAGCCCCACAUUCACUCAUCUACAGUGGUUUGGGCUUUACGAAUCUUAGUGGCUAUUUGCUCAAGUCCCUCGCUAUUGUUACGAUUUCGUGAGGGCAGCAGCAAUGGGGGAUGGCUUCGAUACACUGAACAAGUGGCUCAUAAUAAAAUGGCGGUGGUUUUAGGAUAUCAGUUAAAUAGCAUCCAGUGCAAUGACAUCAAGGCUGAAGCAUUGCAUAUUCCUGGUUUUCAGUAUUUAAACUGGUUACUUCCGCACCACCUGGAAAUACCUGAAAUCUAUUUUUUAUUGACUGCUUUAAUGAUGGGUCAACCUGCAAAAUUAUUGCCUUCUGAAAUAAAAUUCGAUUUGGAUACUGUUUGGGCUUUCCUCUGGGGCAGUUCUAUAAACAACCAGCCGAUUAAUAGUGUGAUUCCUCGAAUAAAUCUAUGCCCAGAGGCAGUUGUAGUUUUGCUGGUAAUGGCUAGAGCGAUGCUACAUUCUGAUCACAAUGCUUUACCGGCGUGGUUACAAAAUCAUACCGUCUCUAUUAUUCAGGUUCUCUUUCAACUGUAUCACAACAUGCCCGAAUUCAUGCCAAUUUUUAUGUCUUCAGAGGUCUUGGGGGCUUUAGCUGGCGUAUUAUUUCCUACUCACUCCACUCUGUUAGAAAGCACGGAUAGUAGUGGAGCAUCAACACCUGCCGAAGAAGCCGAAAAUCUCAUAAUUGUUCCAAGAACACCAUCAGAAGAGGAACCGUUAACAACACACCCAGCAAGGCAAUUCAUCAUCGACUUUAUCCGAGUUAUUGUAGUUGACUCCUUAAGUUUGUCAGUUACUGGGAAAAGUUCGCCUGUGGUGGACUUGGUCCUUGAUGCCUACCCAGAAAAUUCUAAGAUUUCCCAACAAAUCUGUUACCAGACUGAGAUUUUAGUUACCUUAAUGGAUCAUCUGUUAGCUGCGGAUAUGUUAGUUGGUGAUCAAGCUGCUAUACCUGUAGUGCCGUUGGUAAACGCUCACAUUCAGCACGUGGCGCCAAAUGUUUUUUAUUUAACUGCAAGGAUUGUUGAUAAGUUGUGGCAAGGAUCGCUUACUAAGGAUCCGCAUGAGGUGUUUGAUUUCAUUGUCAAAUUAAUUGGUCAAGUUAAAAGGAGAACUGGAAAUUUAUCUAUGGAAUGUUUAUACCACUGUUUGAAUAGAUGCAUUUUAUUCCUACUUUCUCGUCCAACAGAUUCCAUCGCAGACCAAAUGUCGGUGUUAGAGGCUUUACAUAAACUAACAACAAAUAGAUUAAUUGUGUUUGGAGCUGGCAACCAUGAGUUGGACUUCAUCGGAUGUCUGACCUAUUGUCUGCUGCAAUUGACAGCAGACAUGAAAGUCAUGCUAGAGUCUAACAUGAGAACGACUUGGCAUGUGAAUCCUAGCAGUGACCUUGAAUCACGUGAUGAACAACUGAACUCCCAUCAAGGACGCAAUCUCAUGGCUGGGGCAGCGUUACGAGUAUGGGAGGAAUUAUAUGUCUGCAAAAAGCCAGCUAUAGAGGAAGUAUUUAAAGUACCAUUAGCACUGCCUAAUCAAAACGCAAAAGCUCCCGAUCUGACUAUUGUUCGGGAACAGGUGUUUGAGGCUGCAGCAAAACUUUGGUUGAAUUAUGUAGAAGCUGAAAGGAAAGCUCUGUACCGGGUCCCAUGGGAGCUACAUAAUCAGAUCCAGUCGAAAAUCCAUAAGGUAACAGGUGGAUUAACGAGAUUAGCUAGUAGAACCAAAGUUAGAAAAGAUGAUACAAUGCGAGUUAGGAUUCGCAUGGGCAAAAAACAAGCUUUAGCUUGGAUGUUAAGUCAUAUCAACCUAUUAAAGGAAUUGGUGGAAAUGAGGCACCAACAACAUCAAAACACAACUCAGCAUACCCAGAGGUACGUACAUCAAGAAUGGUUACAGACUGAAAAUGAAUUGACGAGAGAACGAGGUCUUUGGGGGCCCCCAGAGCCUUGCUACCUAGACAAAUGGAUGUUAGAUAUGACUGAAGGACCACACAGGAUGAGAAAAAAGACUAUGAAAAACGAUUUAUUUUAUUUACAUUAUCCUUACAGGCCUGAACAUGAAAAAGGCAUGUUAAAGUACAAAGUAGCUACUAGUUAUCACAGUAAAGAAUAUUUUAAUGCAAUCCAGUUAAGAAAACAUAUAGGUGUUAGUGGGCUUAGCGAACCAGAAAGAUCUGAUAGUGUAAUCGAAGAGCCUACUCCAUUGCCUUUUACCCCCACCCUUCCACAACUUGCACGAUUGAAAUCUGAUCCCGAGGAUCAGCAGGAAGACGGUGAUGCUGAAGAAGAGCAGUCACCACAGCCUGAUAACCAAACCCUUUUAAGAUUACUUGAUGAAAACGAAAAGAUUACUUACAUGUUCAGAUGUGCAAGGAUUCAAGGUUUAGAUACAACAGAAGGAUUGUUACUGUUUGGUCAAGAACACUGUUAUGUUGUGGAUGGGUUUACGUUAUUGAAAAAUAGAGAAAUUCGAGAUAUUGAAAGUGUUCCACAUAACACGAAUGAAUAUGAACCAAUCUUACCUAAUCCAGGUUCACCUCGAAGAUCCAGGGCGAUGAGACAGUGUUCUAGAUUCUCUUAUGAUGACAUCAGAGAGGUACAUAAACGGAGGUACCUUUUACAACCCAUGGCUUUGGAGGUGUUUUCUGGAGAUGGUAGAAAUUAUCUGUUAGCUUUUCCAAGAAAAGUAAGGAAUAAAGUUUACCAAAGAUUUAUGGCUUUAGCGACUGGCAUUGCUGACAGCGCCCAACAGUCUGUUGCUGGUCAAAAACGAACUGCUAAUGUUGAACAAGCAACCAGUUUGUUAAGCAAUCUUAUAGGAGAAACGAGUGUAACACAAAGAUGGGUGAGAGGUGAAAUAUCAAACUUCCAGUACCUGAUGUAUUUGAACACUCUAGCUGGAAGAUCAUAUAAUGAUUUAAUGCAGUAUCCAGUUUUUCCCUGGAUUUUAGCCGACUAUGACUCUGAGGAGUUAGAUUUAACAGAUCCGUCAACUUUCAGGGAUUUUACUAGGUCUAUGGGAGCACAAAGUCCUGAAAGAUUAGAACAAUUCAAAAAAAGAUUUAAGGAAUGGGAUGAUCCCCAUGGCGAAACUCCUCCAUAUCAUUACGGAACUCAUUAUUCUAGUGCGAUGAUAGUGUGUUCGUAUUUAGUUCGAUUAGAACCUUUUACUCAACAUUUCUUACGAUUACAGGGAGGUCAUUUUGAUUUGGCUGAUAGAAUGUUUCAUUCGGUUAAAGAAGCGUGGUUAUCUGCUUCAAAACACAAUAUGGCUGACGUUAAGGAAUUAAUACCAGAAUUUUUUUAUUUGCCUGAAUUUCUGUGCAAUUCGAACAAAUUUGAUUUGGGUAUUAAGCAAAGUGGGAUUGGUCUUGGAGACGUAGUGCUUCCUCCGUGGGCUAAACAAGACACUAGAGAAUUUAUAAGGGUGCACCGGAUGGCACUGGAAUGUGACUAUGUUUCACAAAGCCUUCACCAUUGGAUAGAUUUAAUAUUCGGCUGUAAGCAGCAGGGCCAGGCAGCGGUAGAGGCUGUCAAUGUUUUUCAUCAUCUUUUUUAUGAAGGAAAUGUGGAUAUUUAUAAUAUUGAUGAUCCUUUGAAGAAAAAUGCUACUAUUGGUUUUAUAAAUAAUUUUGGACAAAUACCAAAGCAACUUUUCAAGAAACCUCAUCCUUGUAAAAAAAUGGGCGUAGGAAGUAACAGAACGUCUGUUAUCGAUACUGGAUCCAUUGUCCAAGCUUUCAGUUUACCACAACCUGAAAAAUUAUUCUUCCAUCACCUUGACAAUUUAAGGCCUUCAUUGCAACCAAUUAAAGAAGUCAAAAGUCCUGUUGGACAAAUUCUUCACGUAGACAAAACACUUCUGGCAGUAGAACAAAAUAAGGUGUUAAUGCCGCCAACUUUCAAUAAAUAUGUCGCAUGGGGCUUUGCUGACCAUUCCCUUAGGAUAGGAAACUAUGACAGUGACAAAGCAGUAUUCGUUUCUGAAAGUGUUAUUCAAAAUAACAGUGAAAUACUGACAUGUGUAUGCCCAUCUCCAAAACUCAUAGUGACUGCAGGAACAAGUUCAGUUGUCACUGUGUGGGAAUAUGAAGCAAGGAAAAAAUCCUUAAGCAUAAAACACAGCCUCUAUGCUCACACAGACGCUGUUACUUGCCUCGCUGCGAGUCCAGCCUACAAUGUUAUAGUCUCGGGUUCAAGGGAUUGUACCGCAAUUAUAUGGGAUCUAUCUCGCGGGGUGUUUGUAAGACAGCUACGUGGUCACGCCGGUCCAAUAGCAGCCGUGGCAGUAAAUGAUUUAACAGGGGAUAUUGCAACUUGUGCAGCUACUUGGCUGCACGUAUGGAGUAUAAAUGGUGAUGAGUUAGCCAACGUGAACACUUGCGUUGGAAGAGCCGAUCGUAUGCAACAGAUUUUAUGUGUUGCAUUUUCACAAACCCACGAGUGGGAUCAUCUUAAUGUGAUUAUGACUGGUUCAACAGAUGGAGUUACAAGAAUGUGGUCCAUAGACUAUGUACAAGUGCCAGACGAGGACAGUACAAAUACCUCAAUCCAAAAGUCUCCAAUAGAAUCUAAGUCUCCAAAAUCUCCAAAAUCCUCAAACGAAUCAACUGUUAAAGCAGCACCUAUUCAUCAUCGUCUUGUUAAACAAAUUAACGUUUCUAGUGACAGUUCAGGGUUGUGUCUUAUGAAGUCUGGUUCUGAAAGUAGCCUUUCUGAAGAUAAUACAAGGCGGUCUUCAGUAGACAGACAAAGGAGUGACGAAAGUAGUAGUAAAGAAUGGAGAAGUGAACAGCAAGAUGAAAAAGAGACUUGCAGUGAUACUGAAGAAACAGCACCUCCUGUUGCUCCAGUGAGAAGAAGAAGGUCCAGGAUUCAUGUUAGUUUUAGAAAAAGUGAAGGAGGAAAUAGCGCAGACAGUGUAAGUUUAGACGUUGAUGAUGGAUCAGGUAUGAGAACGAGUAAAUCGGACACCAGCCUAACAGAUUCAUUUGUUAUGGUCUCGGAGGCAAAGAAAAGGACUACCAAUCCAAUGAAUUCUCUUAGACCUGGUUUUAAAUGGCAAAGACAGCUUGUAUUUAGAAGUAAAUUAACGAUGCAUACAGCCUAUGACCGUAAAGACAAUGCCGAACCUGCUUCAGUAACAGCUUUAGCCGUGUCCAAGGACCACCGAUCCGUAUAUGUCGGGGAUACAAGGGGCAGGGUCUUUUCAUGGAGUGUCUGUGAUGUUCCUGGGCGGGCGGCUGAUCAUUGGCUGAAGGAUGAAGGGGCAGACUACUGUGCGGCAUGUAGCAUUAGGUUCACUAUAUAUGAACGAAAACAUCAUUGUAGAAACUGUGGUCAAGUUUUUUGUUCCAAAUGUAGUAAAUUUGAAAGUGAAAUAUCCCGACUACGUAUUCUAAAACCCGUUAGAGUGUGCCAGAAUUGUUACGCCUCAUUAAAAUCAGAACGUUAAAGAUGAAUUGCUGCAUUCUAUUUAUUAACCGUACCACAGUAUGUAUUAGAAAAUGUUUACAAAACGUGUAUAGAUACCACUGUAAAUUGAUAAAUAGGUUUAAAAAAAAUUAUAUAUAAAAGUUUAUACAUUGUUGUUAUUGUUUUACACUUUA